AUGAAGCAGGCAAUUGAAGGACCAUGUGCACAAUUCACAAUUGGACGAUCCCAGAUGGACGGUGCUAAGUCACUGGAAGAAGGUGGAGCUGAGAAAGCUCCCCCCUUUCAGGCUCAUAUUGUGAUAAAUAGUCCACAAGAAGGGGAGGUUGGGGAUGGUAAAGAAUGGAAAAGGGAGAUAAUGCAGUUACCAGACAAGGCCUUGCCAGACACAUUGAAGUAUAUUGGACUGAGAUUCCAUCUUCCUUUACCAAAACUAGAGGAGUGCCGAGCAAUGCCUAAAAUAGAUCUUCAGAAGUUCUCAAGUACAUGGCUGUCCUUGUCUGUGAAAAAAAUCAAUAUAAGACAGCAUAUAGACUUCAAAAGCAAGGUGAAUAAGGAAGAAUAUAAGGAACCUAUCUGCUCAUAUGAAAUUCCUUCCACUGUUGUUGUUGAUGAUUUACCAGGGGUACAUCAUAGAAAUAAUCUACAGUAUUAUGCAGAAACUGGUCUUCGAGAGGUCCUGCAGAAGAUAGGAGGGAAGCAUGAGCCGGUGGAAGUGGUUGGAACAAGAAUAGCCAGGGCCUUAAAAAAAAAUGAAACAUCCUGGGUAAUAGCAAAUUUAGCUGGAUUGUAUUGGAGAGUGAAGGGCAAUGCAAACAGAGCUAUAGAAUGUCUGCGUGUAGCUGUCCAUUCAGCACCCAAACAUUCAAAGGAUGUGGCAUUACUCAGUAUAGCUAAUGUUCUCCAUAGAGCAGGGUAUAUUAAUGACGCAAUUGUGGCUUCCAGUUAUUCCAUGGAUGUAUCACCUGGUCUUGUUGUCGGCCAUUUUAACAUGGCAAAUCUGUAUGCAGCUAAGGGACAGUGGAACUAUGCAGCCAUGUUUUAUGAAUCUACUCUGGGACUCCAGGCAACAUUUGAACCUGCUAAACAAAGACUGCGGCUCAUAUACUGUAUGAGAGUAACCCAGCAACCAAUUAAAGAAUGAAACAAAGAGUGGAAACAUUCCAUGUGUUCAGAUUUGUGUUGUGAUUUUAAUUUGUUAGUGAAUUUUAAAGGUAUUACAGUGAUGUUGACAGAAGAUAUUGAGAAACUGAAAUUGAUACUGUGAUAGUUAUAGCCCGUUGGGUACGUUGGUGCAAGUCUGUUUUACUAUGGUGUUGAGAAUAAGUGACAUUGAAUUUGUCUGUAUGACUGGCUGUUUACAUCCUGUAACAGGUAGAUAUUAGACAGGAGAUAGAUGUGUUCACCUAGUUGAAUCUUUGUAACAAGUUCAUUUUUGGGGUGAUUUUGUUCAGGGUAAUGAGAAAAUAUUUUCGAGGCAACUUUAACCACAGUCUGUCUGGUGGACAUCUUGGGUCUUACCCCAUUAUUAAAAGCUAAGAAGUUGUCAUAUAAUUGUGUUGGUAUGAAAUAAACUGUGUAAAUGACCAGCUUCAUUGAGGUUUCAUUCACAGAAAAGUCUGGUAUUUUUCUACACUGAUUUUAGAUGGUCCUUCAUUUUGCUUAGAAAAAUACUGAAAGAUCACUGGAUUUUGAAUAUUUAUUGAAGUAAGAAAACUAAUAGAAGAUACAAAGCCUGUUUUAAGUAAUUUACACCAAACGCAUGAAAGGUGUGUUCUUUUUGGUACUCAGGUUUAUCAUAAUUCAAGAUUUUGCUAUUUAUCAUUUUUGAGUUAGCAAAAGUUAGUAGAAUUAGUAACUCUAGCAUUUAUUUUGUUCAAGUUAUUUUUUGACUUAGAAAUUUUGGAAUGUUUUCAAACUCACUAAAUCCUUGGCCUCUUGAAUUGACUUUACAGGGAAGUAACAUAUCUCCAGCUUAUUUUUUCCCCCUUUUUUUACAUAGAAAAUUUGUUUGUCUUGCUGUAAGCAGUUUUCUCAUACAUUUCUUGGCUAAAUGCUGUCAAACUCAGCAUAAACUCAGUUUUAUGAUUGCAUAUGUCAUGUCUUGUUAUUUUCCUACAUAUCUGUGAUAUGUCACAUGUUUAAUUGUAAAGCGCCCUUGAAUGUAUAUUCCAUAAGAAAAGGGCGCUCAACAAAUCUGGUAUAAUGAUAAUAAUGAGAUGUAACAGAGCUUAUUUUAUAACUGUGGUUUACAUUUUGUCAAAGUUAUACCCCUUUCUAAAGCUACUCGCCCACAGUUCGGGUGAUUUUUUUCAACAUGUUCAUUUCCACCAAGUUUGGCAUAGAAUAUAUAUAUGACACUGAAAAAUUAAAAAGUGUGUGAAAAUAAAGGUUAGAUAUUGGUAAAAAUGCAGGAGGAAUGUAAAUUUUCUGCAUUUUUUUAAAAGCGUUGCAACGUUUACUACCUUCUGCACCUUAUAUUUUGUUAUUUGUAUGAAAAUCUUGCUAAAUUCGUAUGUCAGUAAGUUCGUACCACUAGUCACUUUCAGAGUACUCACUGUUUAUGGAUAUUUGAGAGUUGUUUUUUUUGCCAAAAAUAUAUGGCUUAGUUCCUUUAACAUAAAAUUUUGUGCAAGCUUUGCAUGUAAGCAUGUUUCUCAGGAAUUGUUGAAUCAAAUGUUUUCAAACUCUACACACAUCAUGAGGUGACCUCACGAGGUAGGUUUCACAACUCUGGCUGACAUUUUGCCUCUUUUCUUGCCUGUACUCGUAACAAUGCCUGUAGGGGCAUCUAAUGUUUUCCUCUACCAUUGAAAGUUGGAAAAGUUUACAUACGAUCUAAAUUUUCUGGAUGUGACGAAACCCAACAAAAACAACAACAAUUAUUAAUAGAAAUAGUUAGCAUACUUCGUAAAUGAAAUGAUCUCUAAAUAUUCUUGUCUGCCAAUAGCUAUAGCUAAUUAUAUAUCUUUAUAUGCCAACCGACUUAAAUUAUUGGAUUGGGUUUGAUUGGAUAUGUACAAUUAUGAAUAGUUUUUAUUUUUGUUACGAUGCUAGUUUUUAGCUUUGCCUUUGUUAAUACAUUAUUCUUUUGAAAUCCGUAUUUCAUUAUUUGAAUUCCAUAAUAUUCUGCUUUUAUUAGCUCACCUGUCACAAAGUGACAAGGUGAGCUUUUGUGAUCGCGUGGGGUCCGUCGUCCGUGCGUAAACUUUUGCUUGUGACCACUCUAGAGGUCACAUUUUUCAUGGGAUCUUUAUGAAAGUUGGUCUGAAUGUUCAUCUUGAUGAUAUCUAGGUCAAAUUCGAAACUGGGUCAUGUGCGGUCAAAAACUAGGUCAGUAGAUCUAAAAAUAGAAAAACCUUGUGACCUCUCUAGAGGCCAUAGUUUUCAUGAGAUCUUCAUGAAAAUUGGUCAGAAUGUUCACCUUGAUGAUAUCUAGGUCAAGUUCGAAACUGGGUUACGUGCGGUCAAAAACAAGGUCAGUAGGUCGAAAAAUAGAAAAACCUUGUGACCUCUCUAGAGGCCAUAUUUCUCAAUGGAUCUUCAUGAAAAUUGGUCAGAAUGUUCACCUUGAUGGUAUCUAGGUCAAGUUCGAAACUGGGUCACGUGGGGUCAAAAACUAGGUCAGUAG
Messenger RNA from Mercenaria mercenaria, 3453 nucleotides. Its product is annotated as tetratricopeptide repeat protein 17-like. The transcript has 7 exons. The record is from RefSeq and is a predicted model, not a curated record. The coding region runs from base 1 to 966 and encodes 321 amino acids. Gene Ontology annotation, molecular function: protein binding. Lineage: Eukaryota; Metazoa; Mollusca; Bivalvia; Venerida; Veneridae. Gene Ontology annotation, cellular component: cytoplasm; actin cytoskeleton. Gene Ontology annotation, biological process: actin filament polymerization.